This is a messenger RNA of Lineus longissimus, 2313 nucleotides long. RefSeq names its product cyclin-dependent kinase 2 homolog. Gene Ontology annotation, molecular function: protein kinase activity; ATP binding. Gene Ontology annotation, biological process: protein phosphorylation; signal transduction. The transcript has a single exon. The coding region runs from base 1104 to 2162 and encodes 352 amino acids. The record is from RefSeq and is a predicted model, not a curated record. Gene Ontology annotation, cellular component: cytoplasm. Lineage: Eukaryota; Metazoa; Nemertea; Pilidiophora; Heteronemertea; Lineidae.
UUGCGAGUUACAAAGUGCGAGUUGCGAGUUACAAAGCAACUCCAGGUUCCGCCUCCUGAACAUAAUCAAGUAUGGAUGUCUUUAUCAGUUAUGGCUCUGGGUUGACCUCCUGUGGUGAAAGUUCAAGAAUCCUUUUACAUCACAUGUGGCAUUACUUAGUAUCAGUCCUGCACAAACAAUAGUAAACAUCACUGUGUACUACAGGAUGUUGGUCCAUUUUUAAAUUAACCCAAUCAACGCUAUCAAUGAACUGUUAGGCCAUGGACCUUUGAACUGUUAGGCCAUGGACCUUUAUACUAUAAAGGUCCAUGGGCAUGGUAUAGGCGUAUAUCGAAUGAGUUUUCAUUGCUGCAGAUUACUAGGGUCAAAUUUGCUCGUAAUGGGCCUUAGCCCACAGGGCUCCAAUUUUUAAUUAAUGGGCCUACUUUUAGUAACAAAACAAUCAUACAUUUACAAAACAGGUUUCUUUUUAUAACAAUAUAAAAUGUGGUUGUCAAUGAUCAACUGACAUGACUGAUAUGACUGACAGACCCGUCCGUAAUCUCACUUUGACAAGGCACUAGGCCUAUAUAGAGGCAUAUUGUGAUAGCAAAGUCAAAGGCCAAGGCCAACUAAUAACGGUAAUGGGUUAAUUCUAGUUAUCGGGUAUAUUCCUUUCUAAUGUCAAUGAUGUCCAGCUAGCUGCCCUUAUAUUAGUUAGACUGAACAAUCUAGCCUCCAGUUUUUGGUUAUUUUGCUAAAACUUUCCAACUUAAAUUCUCAAGACCCUGCAAAAAUCAGAAACAGUCAACAUGUAUGAUGUCUAUAAGACAUGGAGCUUCACCAACAUCACUGAAACUGUAUACACCAGCUUAUAAAUGCACACUGUGUAUCAAAUCAUAAACAGUCACCCAGCUGAGAAAAAUUAGGGCUCGCCAAGUGGCUGGUGAUAAGGUUGAUGAGAUGGACCACUGACACAUGUUUCAAGGACCAUGAUCUUUGCAACUGGAUAUACAUCAGCUGAAGCUUCAGGAUAGCACCCAUGAUCCUUUCUGGCUUCUCACGUUGUUUUAUUUGGCGUUUGGUGUUUCCAGCUUUGAAUCCUGUCAUUUUAUGUGUACAAAAUGUUCAAACUUCCAUCAAUCGGGAUAUCAAAUAAACACGAGCCUUUGUUUGCUGGGAUACCACGCUUUCGGUACCAUGAUCUCAAAGGAAAGGAGGAGAUAGGCAGUGGCGGCUUUGGGAAAGUCUUGAAGUGUUGUCAUUCUAAUGAAACUGUGGCUGUUAAAGUAUCACAUGAAGAGGAUGAUUAUUCCAUGCGGAACAUGGCAAAGGAGGCACGACUUCUUCAUGGACUUCGUAGUCCUCACAUUGCCAAUUUCAGAUUAGUGUGCCUUGAUCCGCCUUCCAUAAUGCUGGACUUCGAAUGUUUCAGUUUUCGUCCUUUCGGUAUUGAUAGGGAAUUCUAUAACCUCAAAGAGUAUCUGAAUUUUCUGAACAAAUUAGAUGACGCGUCGUUCUUCUUCGAAUUCCUUCCCAAUACUUUGGACGACAUUGUGCAAGGCCUCGGUUAUCUCCAUGGAAAGGGAGUGGCCCAUCGGGAUUUGAAGCCCCAUAAUAUUCUAGUUUCGAACCAAAACUAUGCUCAUGUUCGAGCGGAUGACCCUGGGUUCGCGCGUGUCUUUAAAGAUCGACCAAUAACAUGCAAAUUGACCGAUUUUGGAGAGAGUCGGUCAGACUUAAUUCAGACUCGAACACUUGCAAAUGCGAACACACGCACUGUUGAAAGAGGUACGAAUCCGUACCUUGCUCCAGAGGCAAUAGUGCCAAGUCUAAUGCUGAAAUCUGCAACAUCGGCUGAUCUCUUCAAAAUCGACAUUUGGGCACUCGGCAUGACCAUAUUCGGCAUUCUUAACCCAGGUCUCCCAUUCCCGUUUCGCGAAGAAUUCGAGGCUUUGCCGAAAGCAAAAGAUGUUAGGGCUGACCCAACUGAGCAAUUUAAGCAACACAUCAUAAAUAAGCUUGAGAAAGGACAACGGCCCUCACCAUCGAUGAAGUAUGCGAACCUCCAAAAUACAGACUGGAGCAGUAUAAGGAAAAUAUACAGGAUGUGCACACUACAAAGCCCAGCAGCACGGCCGCUUGUUCAGGAUAUAAUUCAGAUGGUUCAGAACACAAGGUAAGGCAUUUUCAUCCCGUAAACAUCUCGGGUAAAAUUCAAUAUAAUUUGUGGUACGACUGGACAUUGAGUAUGGAGAAUAACAUUAUAAAGACACAUACAUAUCUAUUUCAGGCAUCAAGGAAAUUUAGGAAGUCAUCAUGCUGAGCAACCAG